Messenger RNA from Diaporthe amygdali, 1587 nucleotides. RefSeq names its product citrate synthase. The record is from RefSeq and is a predicted model, not a curated record. Gene Ontology annotation, biological process: carbohydrate metabolic process; tricarboxylic acid cycle. The coding region runs from base 1 to 1587 and encodes 528 amino acids. Gene Ontology annotation, cellular component: mitochondrial matrix. The transcript is spliced from 7 exons. Lineage: Eukaryota; Fungi; Ascomycota; Sordariomycetes; Diaporthales; Diaporthaceae.
AUGUCUUCUGUCGCGGACAUGGAGCAUCUUUUUCCGCCGCGUCAACAGACAGAGCAGCACUCGAAGAAAGACUACCUGUCAGUCACUGACAACCGGACUGGCCGCUCAUACAGGAUUCGUAUCGCACAGAAUUCCAUCCUAGCCACAGACUUCCACGACAUCAAGUCCCCGCCCAAUGCGGAGAAUCCAGUUGAGCAAAACGAUGCAGGAAUCCGGGUCUUUGAUCCCGGCUUUCAGAAUACAGCAUGUAUGGCAUCCGAAAUCACUUAUGUUGACGGGAAUGCGGGCGAGAUCGCUUACAGAGGCUAUCGCGUCACCGACCUGUUUCACUCCGGAAGGCCGUUCGAACAUGUUGCUUUCCUUUUGAUCUUCGGCCACCUCCCAAAUGAUUCAGAAGCAACAGCAUUCAACAGGUCGAUUGCCACUUCCGAGAUGCCACCUCAGAACAUCUUUGACAUGAUCAACAAUCUGCCACCGGAAACACACGCCACAACAGCCAUUUCCGCCGCGCUCACCAUGUACGCAGCUUUGCGUCCAAAAAAGAUCCCAGCACACCGCGGUGAAAACCUUUACCAGAACAACCUCCCCGCCGUAGACAAAGAGAUUUCACAGUGCCUCCUCAUCUCCUCCGUCGUCGGGGCAGCGAUAUUCUGUCGUCUCCACGGCCGCGACUUUGCACCACCACAACCCUCUUACUCAUAUACAGAGAACAUUCUACACAUGAUGAGGUUUGUGGAUGCAGAAACAGGACGGCCCGAUGAUCGAGUCGUCAGUCUCUUAAAUCGCACCAUGAUACUCAUGGCCGACCAUGAGAUUACCAGUUCCGCCUCAGUCCUCCUCAAUACGGCAUCGGCACUAGCUGACCCUUUCUCCUGCUGCGCCGCCGCAGCGCUUUCUGGUAUCGGUAUCUUACACGGCGGUGCUAUUGAGGUCGCUUACAAGCAACUCGAAGCUGUGCGUGACGUGAGCCAGGUUCCAGCAUUGAUCGAAGAUGUCAAGGCCCACAAGAGGCGGCUAUUCGGGUAUGGCCAUAGGAAAUGGAAGCUUGCAGAUCCACGGUCAGUCCUCUUUCGCGAGCUGAUUUCUGAAGCCAUGGAAGGCAACGAGUCUCUGAAAAACGAUCAUCAUCUUGCUAUCGCACUCGAAAUCGACCGCGUUGCAUCCCAGGACAAAUACUUCCAGGAACGCAAACUGUGUGCCAACGCAGACCUGUUUCUGAGUUUUGCAUACAAGGCCAUGGGCAUUCCUGUUGACUUUAUCCUCCCCAUGACGAUCCUGAAUAGGAACCCCGGCUAUUUGGCACAUUAUCGGGAAGCAAUGGCCGUUCCUAAGCCUUGCAUGUGGCGGCCACUUCAGAUCUAUGUCGGAGAGAAUCCGGGACGCAUGCUUGAUCGUGCUUCCGAGCAGGAAGACGACCAAAGUCCUGAAAAGAAGCAAGACCAUGAUUCCAAGGUGGUCAACAGAGUUGUCAAAAACGGGCAGCUGCGAGACGUCUACAGAGAUAAUAUCCUAAUCAACCUCGUGUUUUCAUUCGGCCCUAUGAAGGGCACGAACGUGCUUGUUUGGACCAUAUGUUACGCAACUUGA